UCUAGCACGUUUUGUUUUUGAUAAACAAAAAGAAAUUGGUUUUUUGUUUUGUUUUUUUUUUUUGUGAGAGAGAACUUGUAGGAGAUUUCCAAGAUGUCAUCAUGGAAAAAAGCCUCAAAGAGCAACCAGAAGGUGCAUCGUGAGCGCCACCAGCCGGAGUCUCGGCAGCAUUUGGGGCUGCUGGAGAAGAAGAAGGAUUACAAGAAACGCGCCAUAGAUGCCCAACGUAAGGAGAAGACUCUCAAGCUGCUGCAUAAGCGUGCCCAGAAUAAGAACCCCGAUGAGUUCUACCAUCAUAUGAUAAAUUCCAAACUCUCUGACGACGUGCACCAUGAGAAGGAUGCCAAAGAUGAGCAUACGCCUGAACAACUGGCUCUUAUGCAGACACAGGAUCUCAAAUAUGUAAUGAUGAAACGCACUGUGGAACGCCGCAAAAUCGAUCGUCUGAAGGUGUCUAUUGUGGAUGUGAAUGCCGAAUCCACUGAUAACAAACGAUUCACUUUCGAUAGAAGAGGGAAACGGAAACAACUGACACUUGGCGAGCGUCUCGCAGGUGCAGAGGACAAGACUCAAGAUAAGGCAAUCACCUCCUCUUCGAAUGACCCGAAGCAACAGCGAAAAAAUGAGCUUAAAAAGCGCCUAGAACGAGAGCACGAACUAUCCAUUGUCCAACAGAAAUUGCAGCUUAAGAAUAUCCUUAAGCAGCCACGUCUCCUCAAGCCCAAGAAAAUCAAGCCGGGAACUAAGACAAGUGCGCCAGUCUAUCGAUUCCGUUACGAGCGUAAAAAGUAAAUGAGUUUUUUUUUUCAUUUUUAAAUUUUAU
This is a messenger RNA of Drosophila willistoni, 823 nucleotides long. RefSeq names its product probable U3 small nucleolar RNA-associated protein 11. The coding region runs from base 94 to 792 and encodes 232 amino acids. The record is from RefSeq and is a predicted model, not a curated record. Gene Ontology annotation, cellular component: nucleolus; small-subunit processome. Gene Ontology annotation, biological process: rRNA processing. NCBI's taxonomy places the organism in Eukaryota, Metazoa, Arthropoda, Insecta, Diptera, Drosophilidae. The transcript has a single exon.